Molecule: messenger RNA, 1434 nt
Organism: Eimeria acervulina
Lineage: Eukaryota; Apicomplexa; Conoidasida; Eucoccidiorida; Eimeriidae
Exons: 1
Coding region: 1-1434 (477 amino acids)
Source: RefSeq, a predicted model, not a curated record
AUGAGUUCCUUCCUGUCCAUGAGACCUGGACGCUGUUCGAGGGAAAGCGAAGGGGCCCUUGACUCAGCUGACUCACCUGUCGUUCGCUGGGAGAUGCUGCCUGCGCACAUAUGGAACACCAAUCGCAUGUUUAGCAGCAAUGCGGAGAGACCCUUCCAGAUAGAACCUCUCGCUGGCAUCCCCGCCCAAGUCGCUAUGCCAAGCCACCUUGCGCUCUCCCCGAGAGACAACGUCGACGCAGCGGUAGCUGCUGCAGCACAAGCAGCAGUAACGACAGCAGCAGGAGUAGAAGCUUUGCUCAACAGAGGGAACCAAGGAAUGAUACCUCACAGUCUGGAAGACUGGCCGAAUAGCGAAGUCAGUAGUCCUGCGCAAGGAGGAAACGGCGGGGACAGCAGGAGAAGGAACGUGUACGAUGGAACAGAGGCAGGCUAUGAACGUUUCGAGAGCGAAAUGAGUUCUGUUUCUCCAUUUCAAGAAGGGGGAGAAUGGGUGCUGCAAGACGUUUCCCCACGGAGUACUAGCUGUGACGAUACUGCGCCUGAACGCCACAACCUGGAGGCUACACACGACAGUACGACAGGUGAAGAGCCAGAGCUGUUCUUUGAGGCGGAUGUGACGGACUUGGGAGUGGAACAAGAAUUGUAUAGCUCAGAUAAUAGCGAGAGCGACGACUACAGCGACAGCGACGGCUCCAGUGGCGUUGAGAGUGAGAGCGACGCCGAAGGAGACAGGGUGGAGGAGGAAGAAGAGGAGAACGAAAUACAGGAAAAAGGUGCGGAAGAAAAGGAUAAGGACGUACUAGAAAAAGAGGAGGCACACGAACAGAAGCCGGUGGCAGCAGUGGGCGAUAUGUGGCACUGCGUGUGCCCGGUGCACGGGCUAGACGGCCUCGCAGCCGGAGGUGAAACUCUGGACUUUGAGGGCAGCGAUGCAGACGGCUGGACAGACGUAGGAGGGAUUGGGAUCGGGGGAUCCACGUCGUUGGAGGCGGCUCCCUGCAGCUGUCUCGAAGCGGCUGCGUUGCCCAAGGGCCCCCGGCAGCAGAAGAAAGAACAGCUCCUCAAAGCAGCGGAGACCGAAGAACGCACAGUAGCCAGCGGCGCGGUGUUAUCCGACGGGGAAGGUGUUUUAACAGUGGAGACGGGGCAGAAUUUAUCGGAUGACGCAACUCUGGAGCCACAACUCGGCAUUAACAGUAUCUGCAGCAGCAACACGGGCUACGGUGCCAGGGAAUACAGCGUGUGUGUAACUCCCGAGGCCUCCGAAGGCUCCCUCUCGCCUCAGGCAAGAGCAGAUGAACCCGUCGCCGGGAGGCUGCAGUCCCUCAUCGCGAGCCUUGAAGCGCAGCAGUGGAGGGGGUUGCUGCGGGCCAAUCCCGAUUUAGUUACCAAAGUGCAAAAGGAAAGAACAGAUGGAGGUUCGGCCAAUUGA